Colletotrichum spaethianum is the source of this 759-nucleotide messenger RNA. RefSeq lists its product as uncharacterized. The record is from RefSeq and is a predicted model, not a curated record. Lineage: Eukaryota; Fungi; Ascomycota; Sordariomycetes; Glomerellales; Glomerellaceae. Bases 1 to 759 code for a protein of 252 amino acids. The transcript has a single exon.
AUGAACUGGGUUGAGAUUACCCCAGAUUGGCUCCACCAACAGAACAUUGUGAGGGCUUUCAUUGCGUCACACAACCAACCAAACCAGUUCGCCGAAGAAUCGACGUUCCACCUUGCUGCUCUCGAAGGAGGCGUCCAUUAUGUUGUUCGCAUCUCAACAACUGCUGCAAACGUUCGCCCAGAUUGCCCUGUAUACUAUCCGAGAACGCAUUGGGCAAUUGAGACGUUGCUGAGCUCACCUGAGUUUCAAGCUCUACACUGGACCUCGUUGCAGCCCAACGUCUUUUCGCAGCUGUACCUUUCUACUGCUGUGGAGCUGGUCAAGAAUUUCCGCAAGACUGGAAGGCAGGAUACCCUAAGGUUGAUGGCUUCAGAGGAUGCCCCUGUUGGCAUUGUUGACCCAUAUGAGGUCGGACGUCUUGCGGCCCAUCUACUACUCCAAGAAGAUGUUACCCCUCAUGACAAAGCCAAAUAUGUCGUGAACGGGCCGGAGGAUAUUACUGGCAGGCAGAUCGUAGAAAUGGCUGAGAAGUACAUGGGAGCGAAAGUUGAAAAUGUCUCCUUUCAAGAUAUGUUGUUUGUCGACUACCUAGCAGAACAAACUCACGAGUCGAAAAGCGUCAUUCUAUCUAUUAAAAAGGCAGCCGAAACAGCGUGGGAGGGAAAAUGUACGUCUUCUACGACGAGUAACGAAGUUUUUCAGGUAGCCGGGCCGAAAGCCACGCCCGCUAUGGUCUUCAAGGCAAUGGUAGAGGAAUAG